Salvelinus sp. IW2-2015 is the source of this 2203-nucleotide messenger RNA. RefSeq names its product transcriptional enhancer factor TEF-1. NCBI's taxonomy places the organism in Eukaryota, Metazoa, Chordata, Actinopteri, Salmoniformes, Salmonidae. Gene Ontology annotation, molecular function: RNA polymerase II cis-regulatory region sequence-specific DNA binding; DNA-binding transcription factor activity, RNA polymerase II-specific. The record is from RefSeq and is a predicted model, not a curated record. Gene Ontology annotation, biological process: embryonic organ development; hippo signaling; regulation of transcription by RNA polymerase II. Gene Ontology annotation, cellular component: transcription regulator complex.
CUGUUCUCAUUCCGAGCAUUCUUCGCAUCUCUGUCCGUGCGCUGUCGAUUCACGUACACAUAUCCGGCUGGCCCAGAAACACAACAAUAACUUUACACAGUUUACAAAAAAUAUAAUAUCCCACAAUAGACAAACAAAGAGGGACGAAUUGUAUUACAAAUAACAAUAACGGAGGUGUUUGAGUUGGCUCAGCCGGGAGUUGGAGAUUUCAGUGGAACAUUUUCGGAGCAGUGCAAAAACAUUCUGCUGAAAGACUUGUUGCUCCAACACCUUUGGUCGUGUAUUUUAUCCAUCGUCCCUUGAAGUCACUAUCUCCUACAUGAAUUUCAUCCAGAUUUAAGAGUCUAUUUGACAGUCCUGACAGCUGGUAUAAAGGCUUCAACUGCUCCUGUGCAGGAGAUACCAGAUCUCUCCCUACUGUGCUCCAGGCUUCGGCUUGGAGAUCCCAAGCACCACCAUGGACCCCAGCAGCUGGAGCGGCAGCGAGAGCCCUGCCGAGGACAUGGAGAGGAUGAGCGACUCGGCAGACAAGCCCCUGGACAAUGACGCCGAGGGGGUGUGGAGCCCCGACAUCGAGCAGAGCUUUCAGGAGGCGCUGGCCAUCUAUCCCCCCUGUGGGCGCAGGAAGAUCAUUCUAUCUGAUGAGGGAAAGAUGUACGGUCGGAAUGAGCUGAUCGCGCGAUACAUCAAGCUUCGGACCGGAAAGACGAGGACGAGGAAGCAGGAUCAGACCGUGAAGGACAAAGCCCUCCAAAGCAUGGCCUCCAUGUCCUCGGCUCAGAUCGUCUCUGCUACCGCCAUCCACAACAAGCUGGGCCUGCCAGGCAUCCCGCGCCCAGCCUUCCCCGGAGCGGCAGGGUUUUGGCAGGGCAUGAUAUCGACAGCCCAACCUGGAUCAUCACAAGACAUCAAGCCGUUCACCCAACAAGCAUAUCCUAUCCAGCCAGGAGUAACAACAACGAUUUCCAGCUAUGAGCCCACGUCAGCCCCAGCCUCCACAGUCCCAGCGUGGCAUGGCCGCUCCAUCGGGACAUCCAAGCUCCGGCUGGUGGAGUUCUCUGCCUUCCUUGAGCAGCAGAGAGACCAAGACUCAUACAACAAGCACCUCUUUGUGCACAUCGGACAGACGAACCACUCCUACAGCGAUGCCUUGCUGGAGUCAGUGGACAUUCGUCAGAUUUAUGACAAAUUCCCUGAAAAGAAAGGAGGACUGAAGGAGCUCUUUGGCAAGGGUCCCCAGAAUUCCUUCUUCCUCAUAAAAUUUUGGGCUGACUUGAACUGCAACAUCCAGGAUGAAGCGGGGGCUUUCUAUGGAGUGACCAGUCAGUAUGAGAGCUCCGAGAACAUGACAAUCACCUGCUCAACUAAGGUGUGCUCCUUUGGCAAGCAGGUGGUUGAGAAGGUGGAGACGGAGUAUGCCCGGUUUGAGAACGGACGCUUUGUGUACAGGAUAAGCCGGUCUCCCAUGUGUGAAUACAUGAUCAACUUUAUCCACAAGCUCAAACACCUGCCUGAAAAAUACAUGAUGAACAGUGUCCUGGAGAACUUCACCAUUCUAUUGGUGGUGACGAACAGGGACACACAGGAGACUCUGCUGUGUAUGGCGUGUGUGUUUGAGGUGUCGAACAGCGAGCACGGUGCGCAGCAUCAUAUCUACCGACUGGUGAAGGAAUGAGACUCCUGAACCCCCUGGAUCCUCCCUUUACAUAGACUAAAGAACCUCAAAACAAAGUGACAGUGCCUCUAGCUGAAAAUCACACAUGCACUGCUUUUCGGUCACAUUUUGUGAGUCAUUGUUAGUCAUUUCUUUGUAUAUUAAUGUAUGUAUUUGAUGUUUGACUGCAGCUGUGAAUUGCGGUACAGUUGUUCUAUGUUUUGAUACAGGAGAAAUUCUUCAUUUUAAGGAUGGCGAGUCAAUCUUUGUUUGUAGGAUGUACAUAUAUAAGAGGCAGUAUGUAAGGAAUCUGUUGGUUGGGUUUAAUUUGGUCAGCAGACAUUAUGUGUAUGUUGUCUUCUUUCGCUUUGAUCUUGUAAUGUACACUUAGAAAACACUAGAAAGAUGUUGUCUUUUCCCCAUUGGUUCUGUAAACUACAUGUAUAUCCGUAGUUGAUUUGUGAGCGUAUAGGUCACAGGAGGUUGGUGGCACCUUAAUCGGGGAGGACGGGCUCGUGGUAAUGACUGGAGUGGAAUCAGUGGAAUGGU